AUGCCAAUAAGCAAAGAGGAGUUCUUCAACAUGAAACACUCUGCCGCUAGGAAUGUCAUUGAGAGAAGCUUCGGAGUUCUUAAAAUGCGGUUUGUAAUUUUGAGAUCUCCCUCGUAUUACCCUAUAAGGACUCAAUGUCAUAUCGUGUCAGCAUGUUGUCUGCUUCAUAACCUAAUUAAGAGAGAGAUGCCGAACGAUCCCAUUGAACACGAGUACACUGCAUGGGAACGAGCACAUGUGAACGAUGUCCCUGUUGAUGAUAACAUUGCUAACGUUGAAAGUUCCAAUGAGUGGACUGCGGGGAGGGAUGCUCUAGCGGCGGCCAUGUAUAACCAUUGUGGAGUGGAAAGGCCUACAAAGCAAAAACGUAGGAGUUGGAGGAAAAGGGAGGAGGAUGCACUAAUGAAGUGCAUGCUCACUGAAGCGGCAGAGAGGCGGAAGGCCGAUAAUGGCUUCAAAACAGGUUACUUCACCCAUUUGGAGAAGGAGUUAGAGAAAGUGCUCCCGGGCUGUAACCUUAAGGCAAACCCCCACAUUGACUCCAAGGUGAGGUAUUGGAAAUGCGUAUGGGCUAAAAUUGUAGACAUUACAAACCUAAGUGGAUACGGGUGGGAUGCGGUCAACAAACGCAUCGACGUGGACCAAGUCGUAUGGGAUGCGUAUGAAAAGGCCAAUCCUAAAAAGGCCCAAGGCUUGUAUGGGAAGUCUUUCCCGUACUUUGAAGAUUGGCAAACCAUAUUUGGCAAGGAUAGGGCUACGGGGGCAGCCGCCGAAGAUUAUGACGAAAUGGCGCGGCCGGAUAUUCCCAAUGAAAGUAUGGAGCCACACAACUCCAAUGACUUUUAUGAUGCCCUAUUCGAUAACUACGAUCAACAUCUCCCCAAUAGUCCUACAACUCCCGUAACUCCCCACGUCCACUCCCCAAAGGUCAAUGCCGACGGCCAAUGCCGGAGUCCCAAACAAGAGAAAGAGGACAAGAAUGGGUGA
This is a messenger RNA of Rhododendron vialii, 987 nucleotides long. RefSeq lists its product as uncharacterized. The coding region runs from base 1 to 987 and encodes 328 amino acids. The transcript has 3 exons. NCBI's taxonomy places the organism in Eukaryota, Viridiplantae, Streptophyta, Magnoliopsida, Ericales, Ericaceae. The record is from RefSeq and is a predicted model, not a curated record.